Serpula lacrymans var. lacrymans S7.9 is the source of this 987-nucleotide messenger RNA. RefSeq lists its product as uncharacterized. Gene Ontology annotation, cellular component: membrane. Gene Ontology annotation, biological process: G protein-coupled receptor signaling pathway. Lineage: Eukaryota; Fungi; Basidiomycota; Agaricomycetes; Boletales; Serpulaceae. The coding region runs from base 1 to 987 and encodes 328 amino acids. Gene Ontology annotation, molecular function: mating-type a-factor pheromone receptor activity. The transcript is spliced from 4 exons. The record is from RefSeq and is a predicted model, not a curated record.
AUGCAGUCUGAGAUACCAGUUGUCUCGUUCAUUUGUGCAGCGCUGGUCUUAGUUCCUCUUCCAUGCCAUUUACGAGCUCGCAAUAUCGCUACCGUCUCCAUUAUUGCCUGGCUAUUCGUGGUCAACGUAAUAUACGCCAUAGACGCUAUUGUAUGGUCGAACAACUCCAGGAUCAUCGCUCCAGUGUGGUGCGACAUUACUUCAACUCUAAUAACCGGCGUCCAUAUCGCCUUGCCGGCUGCAUGCCUAUGUAUCUGUAUUCAUCUCGAACAAAUAGCAUCUUUCAGCCAGGUUGCCACUCCUGUAGCGAAAAGACGUCGUAUCAUAUUUGAAUCCCUAAUGUGUUUUGGUUUGCCAUUGGUGUAUAUUGCCCUUCACUUCAUUGUACAGAGUCACCGGUUUGACGUCUUCGAAGGCUUUGGAUGCCGUCCUACGACCUUUACUUCAAUUCCAGCAAUCUUCUUGGUGUGGAUUCCACCGCUUUUUCUUUCUCUGGCAACCCUUGUUCAUGCUGGUCUUUCCUGGCGCCAUUUCCUUUGUCGUGGUAUCCAGUUUGCACGGUGCGGCUAUGGCUCACCGCUUUCGCUUACCUCCAGCCACUAUAUUCGGCUGGUCGUCAUUUCCGUAGCAGAGGUGGUCUGGGUACUCAUCGUGAUAUCUGUCGAGAUGCGAUUCAAACUUUCUUCCGGUCUGGAACCAUGGACGAGUUUGAGCGACGUACACAAAGAUUUCUCUCGCGUACUCACAUUCGGUGUUCAAGACACAUCACGGUCUACAAUUUCAUCCCUGCUAUUCUCGUGGAUCGCAACUCCAAUUGAGUCGCUCUUGUUCUUUGCGCUUUUCGCCUCUGGAAACGAUGCCGUAGCCGGAUACAAACGAUGUGGGAACUGGAUCAAGCACUGCUUUUCUUCGAGGCAGGAAUUUGAUUCAAGCUCCAUGGAAAGCCAUAAGACCCCGAUGUGUUCUACCAUUACCUUUAACGAGUGA